Populus nigra (black poplar) is the source of this 1616-nucleotide messenger RNA. RefSeq lists its product as uncharacterized. The transcript is spliced from 11 exons. Bases 57 to 1265 code for a protein of 402 amino acids. Lineage: Eukaryota; Viridiplantae; Streptophyta; Magnoliopsida; Malpighiales; Salicaceae. The record is from RefSeq and is a predicted model, not a curated record.
AAGAGCAAAACAUCACAUGCAUCACACGUGACAAAAUAAACAAAGGAAAACAAGCCAUGGCCAGAACAGAGUAUUGGCAAUUAGGAACACCGAAAAUGGAGAAACAGAGAGAGAGGAUAGAGGAGCUGCUAAAAUUCACUCUUGAAUCCCAUAUUAACCAAACCCUAGAAUUCAAUCUAGGACUCUCCAAAGACUUCUGCAUUAACCUCCUCGAAGAAGACCCAAAUGACAUGUUAUGUCACUCCACACCAACACCAACACCAACAGAUUCUUUUGAUGGGGUUGCUCUAUAUCCGUUGUAUAAACGUUUAGCUUCAGCUUUGUAUCGGUCUGUAAAGUCUGGUGCUGUAUGUAGAACUUAUGAGAAGAUGGUGUUUGCUGAUAAAGAUAGCAACUUGAAGCAGAAAGAAGAGAAUUGGGAUCAGUUAAUUAAAGAGAAGGGACUUGAAUUGAUAAAUGUUUUGGAGGGUAUAUCUUGUGAAAUUCAUGUUCAAGAACCUUACUUUUCACUCUUGAAAGAUGGGAGGAAAACAAUCGAAGGAAGGUGUGCUACUGGUGAUUACAAAAGAAUUGAGCCGGGUGAUUUGAUUCUCGUUAACAAAAUUGUGGUACUUAAAGUGGAGGAUGUUCGCAGAUAUGCUUCAUUUUUGAAGAUGUUGCAAGCUGAGAGUCUCGAGAAAGUCCUUCCUGGAGUUAAAACUGUUGAAGAAGGUGUGAAGAUUUAUAGGAAGUUUUAUACAGAAGAAAAGGAAAUGUCUAAUGGUGUCCUCGCAAUCUGUGUUUCAAAACUGGCUGCCCAGCCAUACCUUUCUUUGGCUAGCAUACUGUUUGGAUUAAGUUAUGGAGGUGUUCGGAGGCUACUGGGUCUUGCAGAUACUGGUGGAACAGUUUCUAAUGCCCUACCUCCACCAAGAUCAACGCUUCUUUCAUCCUUCAUUUUCCCCUAUAAUCCAAAUAUCAAAGGCAGUGCCUUAACUCAUGGAGCGAGGGCCUUGGCAAAGCAUGCUGAAAGGAGCAGAGACAGAUAUUGGGGUAUUCUUGGUGGAAGUGAUUCUACAAAAAAUAGGCUUGCAAUGAAUGUCAUCAGUCGCUUAAUAGCUUCUUGUUGCUGGUCAAACAUUCAUGUUGUUCCACAACAUGGGGCUGUUUUUGAGAUAAGGGUGGCUGAUGGUUAUGGAGCACGUUGGUCUAAGGAUGGAACUAAGUUCAUAGGAUUUCUUGAACCAUACAUCGAAGAUGGUCACUCAAGAGGAUGGAAGCAUUAGUUUGCGUGAGGAGGCAUAACUACUAGCAUCCUUGGACGAACUUUCUCAAAGUAUUGGUGCACCCGCCCUACCCCUACCCUCUCUUUUCUUUUAUGUCAUUUCAGUUAAUAGGAUUUCUUGAACCACAAAUGGAUGGUGGUAACUUAAAAGGAAUGAAACCAUAAUUUGUGUGGGGACAUUCCUAUUGGUGUCUUUGAUCUAUAAAAAUGCCAUCAUGACGGUCCAUCUUAUGAUAAAAAUGCCAUCAUGAUGGUCCAUCUUUGAUCUAUAAAAAUGCCAUCAUGAUGGUCCAUCUUAUGAUACUGACUGGGACUUUAAUAAUUGAGGUCAUUUAUUUUUAUUGACGUUCAA